UUAUCAUCCUUCAUAGGUGUGGAAAUGGUUAGUUUUAGCCAGGAAGGAGAGAGUAGAUAGUUAGUUGUAUUUAAUUUAGUGGGAGAGAGAGAGGUGGCAGAUUUAUAGAUAGAGAGCGUUAGUUGUUUUGAAAAUGUAGAAGUCUCUGCGAUGCGCGCAUUUAUAAAAUGUAACCCCACCACCAAUUUGGGUAGUAAUAAUUUGUCAGAUAGUGACAUUGAACUAACUAACAAAUCCAAGACGGCACCGUAUUGUGGAAUUGAUCUUCCAUCCACGGUACAUACCAACAACCGAAACGGUUAAUAGCAUUUACUUCUCAUCAUCAUAUUAAAUAAACAAUAUUGCAAUUUUGUUUCUGCUAUUUACUACUCCUACUGUUACUGCUAGUUAGUUUAUCGAAAAGCAAAGUCUUGCGUGCAUUUUUUGAACUCUGAAGAUGGGGAAAAAGCGUGUAUUGGUGCCGGCGAAGGACGUAGACUUGUCCACAGUUAAAUACGAAUCUGAGAUUCUCCAAGCUCCGCAUUUGACUGGCUUUGUGUUUAGAUUGUUUGUGAGGAUAAUCGAAGCUCCAUUGAUAGGUCCUCUAUUGAUAACUCUUUUGAAGAAGCAAAAUAACGUUGAUGAGUUAUUGCGGAACACUGUGAUACCCGAGGAACCUAUGUUUAAACCUGAAUAUCCACCUCAAGAAAAGGAACCUAGUGUCGUUGAGCUCGACGAAGAAGGGAGACCUGAAGACCGAGUUGAGUCUGCCUUGAAAUGUCUUCCUCAUUAUGAUCCCGCUAAAUUCUGGGAAAAUUCAUCCGCACCCUUCCGGUACUGGAAAAUACGUGACUAUGCUUAUGCUUAUCGGGUUAAAAAAGUAACCCCGUCUAUGGUUGCUGAGCGCAUCAUCUCAAUUAUAGAGGAGAAUGGAAUAGAUAAACCUCCAACGCCACUAUUGAUAUCUUUUGAUGCUGACGAAGUCCGAAAGCAGGCAGCAGCAUCUACUCAGAGGUUUGAAGCAGGAAAUCCUUUAUCAAUAUUGGAUGGAAUUUUCAUGGCUAUCAAAGAUGACAUAGACUGCUAUCCUCUCCUGUCUAAGGGUGGAACUACAUGGAUGCAUGAGGUACGGACUGUAAAGAAGGACGCCGUCUGUGUUUCAAGACUGCGCAGCUGUGGUGUCAUAUUCAUAGGGAAGGCAAAUAUGCAUGAGCUUGGCAUGGGUACGACAGGAAAUAAUUCUAAUUACGGAACUGCAAGAAAUCCUCAUGCACUUGAUAGGUAUACUGGUGGAUCUUCUUCGGGUCCAGCUGCAAUUGUUGCUUCUGGAUUAUGUUCUGCUGCACUUGGAACUGAUGGUGGAGGUUCAAUCCGUAUUCCUUCUUCCCUAUGUGGUGUGGUAGGAUUAAAGAUAAACUAUGGACGAUCAAGCAUGGAGGGGUCCAUAUGUGAUUCUGGGACAGUGGAAGUUAUUGGACCUAUUGCUUCAACAGUAGAGGAUGCGAUGCUAGUGUAUGCAGCAAUAUUGGGUGCAACACUUGCAAAUAGAAUCAGUAUGAAGCCGUCAACACCUUGUUUGCCAACUCUGUCUUUCGAUGAUGAUACAGAUGUUUUGGGAUCAUUAAGAAUAGGGAUGUACACCCCGUGGUUUAAUAAUGUCCAUUCAACUGAAGUCUCGGAUAAAUGUGAGGAUGCUCUUAAUAUGCUGUCAAAGGCACAUGGUUGUGAAGUGACAGAAGUUGUUAUACCAGAGCUCUUGGACAUGCGAACUGCCCAUGCUGUUUCCAUUGGCUCUGAAUGCGUAUGUUCACUUAAUCCUGAUUGGGAAGACGGGAAAGGUGUAAAAUUGACAUAUGAUACUCGCACAAAUUUGGCACUUUUCCGGUCUUUUACAGCCGCAGAUUAUGUUGCAGCCCAAUGUAUUAGACGAAGGAUUAUGCAUUACUUCAUGGAGAUUUUCAAGAAAGUUGACGUCAUAGUGACUCCAACAACUGGCAUGACGGCGCCCAAAAUACCUCCAAGUGCCCUUAAAAGUGGUGAAACAGAUUUGCCGACUACAGCUUACCUUAUGCGAUUCGUUGUUCCAGCAAAUAUUUUGGGACUCCCUGCCAUUUCAGUACCGGUGGGUUACGAUAAAGAAGGACUUCCAAUAGGUUUGCAAAUAAUAGGCCGACCAUGGGCAGAAGCUACUAUUUUGCGUGUAGCAUCUGCAGUAGAGAAACUCUGCGGUGAGUCAAAGAAAAGGCCUGUGUCAUACUAUGAUGUUCUGAGGGUUAACUGAAGCUUAAGAUACUUUUGCUGGUUAUUAAUUUGUGGGUGAAGCCUUCUAGCGUUAUUUGGAAAUUGCUAUCCUUUUUAACAGGAUUUAUGAUUUGCCAAAGUUCGUUGCGAAUAAUCUCUACAGACAAGAAUUGUAAUAAUAUUUACAGUCUAUAAAUAUAAAAUACUGUUUAGAAAAUAAUGGAGGGUGGUAACAUGCACACCAUCAAAAGGUCGAAAUGCAGCUUCUCUAAUAAUUUCGAUAAGAUUGAUGUGUGAAGGACUUUUCAUCGUUCCACUUAAAGGUUAUAUACUUUUGUUGAUUGUUAUCCUGAAAUAUAUUAUCAUGCGUUUGCACCGA
Molecule: messenger RNA, 2599 nt
Organism: Cicer arietinum (chickpea)
Lineage: Eukaryota; Viridiplantae; Streptophyta; Magnoliopsida; Fabales; Fabaceae
Product: fatty acid amide hydrolase
Biological process (GO): N-acylethanolamine metabolic process
Cellular component (GO): membrane
Molecular function (GO): N-(long-chain-acyl)ethanolamine deacylase activity
Source: RefSeq, a predicted model, not a curated record